AAUAUGCUUUAAUUACUUUUUCAAACGUAUUUCCGACUAAAUGUAGCUUUAUUGUAGAUAUUAAGUUUAAUGUCACCCCCAUCAUUCAGUACAGUUGGUUGCAUCUGUUGCCGCUGUGUGUUGCUCUCCUUCCUGAAAGACUCUUGCAUUGAACCCGCUGAAGCAAGUAACUACGGAAAGGCUGAGACAAUUAAGGUGAAAUCCUGAGAUUCCUGUAGAGCUUGUUGGUCAACUCCCACAUGGCAGUGAACUACUCACCUGAAGAUUAAAUCAAGUAUACUGCACUUCAGAGAAUUGCCCUCUUAGAUGCUGCUCAGUGUCUGUGUUUGCAAAUGGCUUGCUGUCUGAAGGACGAGCUCCUCUGUUCCAUCUGCCUCAGUAUCUACCAGGACCCUGUCAGCUUUGGCUGUGAGCACUACUUCUGCAGAAAGUGCAUCACAGAGCACUGGAGCAGGCAGGAGCCUCACGGAACACGGGAUUGCCCUGAGUGCCGGAGAACCUUCACCGACCCUCUUCUCUCUCCGAGUCUCAAGUUGUCCAACAUUGUGGAGCGCUACUCGGCCUUCCCGCUGGAUGCCAUCCUCAAUGCUCAGAGGAGCUCCUACCCCUGCAAGGACCACGAGAAGGUCAAGCUCUUCUGCCUCACCGACAAAAGUCUGGUCUGUUUCUUCUGUGACGAGCCGGCACUACAUGAGCAGCACCAAGUGACCACUAUAGACGAAGCUUACGAGGAGAUACAGAGGGAGAUGAAGGAGCAGCUGGCCACCCUGCAGGACAGUGAGAAGGGACAUACUGAGGCCCUGCAGCUCCUGCAGAGACAACUUACUGAGACCAAGUCCUCAGCCAAGAGUCUGCGUGCAACUAUUGGCGACGCCUUCGAGCGCCUUCACCGCUUCCUGCGCGAACGCCAGAAGAGCAUGCUGGAAGAGCUGGAGAUGGACACGGCCCGCAAGCUGGCCGACAUCGAGCACAAGAUCCAGCGCUACAGCCAGCAGCUACGCGACGUCAAGGAGGGCAUCCAGAUCCUGCAGGAGCGCCUCAACGAGACAGGACGACACGACUUCUUGGAGGGAGUAGCCGUCACAUCUGAGAGGAUUAAAGGGAAGAUACAUGAAACCAAUCUGACGUAUGAAGACUUUCCGACAUCUAAGUACAUGGGGCCCUUACAGUACACAAUAUGGAAGUUACUCUUCCAGGAUAUCUCACCAGUCCCAGCAGCCUUGACCCUUGACCCCAUCACAGCCCACCAAAGACUGAUCCUCUCAGACGACUGUACUAUAGUAGCGUACGGGAAUCUUCAUCCGCAGCCUCUGCAGGACUCUCCACGCCGCUUUGAUGUAGAGGUGUCUGUUCUAGGCGCAGAGGGCUUUGUGUCAGGCGUCCAUUACUGGGAGGUGAUGGUGUCAGAGAAGACCCAGUGGAUGAUAGGCGUGGCCAACGAGACAGUCAGCCGCAAGGGCAGCAUCCAGAUCCAGCCCAGCCGCGGCUUCUACUGCAUCGUUAUGCACGACGGGAACCAGUACAGCGCCUGCACCGAGCCCUGGACCCGGCUCAACGUGAAGAGCAAGCUGGAGAAGGUGGGGGUGUACCUGGACUACCCCAAAGGCCUGCUCAUCUUCUACAAUGCGGAUGACAUGUCCUGGCUCUACACCUACAGGGAGAAAUUCCCUACAAAGGUCUUCCCCUACUUCAGCCCAGGCCAAAGCCACGCCAAUGGCAAGAACGUGCAGCCUCUGCGAAUCAACACCGUACGGCUUUAAGAGCUACGCACAUCUAUGGUCACGAUUGUCCUGACGGAGAAAUCCAUCAUGCGUUCACAGGACUUGUGUAGAUUUCAACAGAUGUUGCAAAAAUCAGUUUAAAAUUGUUUAAUAGGAGGUUGUUCUCUUUCUGUUUGGUUGAGAAUUGUGCUCGAUGUUGCUCUUAAAACGCUGCACUGUUUUUUUGUGACUUGAAACAACCAUAAGGUAAUGGCCUGCACUUGAGCCUCAUUCCGCAUCCUCAAAUGAAAAGAUGACACUAAAUGUAGACAGAGGGACCCCUGGGCUCCUCUGCGGUCUGUGGCAGUGAUGUUUAAAAAGGAAUAAUAAAAAAAAAAAAAAGGGAAGUGAUUUGCCCUGUCAGUGUGACUGUCCCAGGCCCACCCCUUGCACACUCCCAGGGGACACAGCUCUCAUUAAGCUCCAGGCUUGUCAGACUUGACGCUCUUUCCCUCUGGAUGCUGUAGACUUAUCUUCUCUGUGCUGUACAGUUGGCUUAGCUUUGUGUGUGCACGUGAUUGACAGCACUCGGCUCCUUUUUUGGCUUUUGUUUGGCCAGCAGUCCACCUCGAACUUGUCAAGUCUGUUUUACUUGUGUCUCAGACCACGGUCUUGGUUCUGGCUGCAGGUCAUGUCUAUAUGUGUCUGUUCACUCUUUUAUCAUUGCAAGGAAAGUUCUUGUUCUGUGUGCACCAGCGAUUAUCCAUGCCACCUAAAACGAAUCAAAUGAAAGAAAAAAAGUAGUUCAAAAACUGCCCUUCCCUAUAAACUGCCCAGUCCCACCCAUGUGUGGAAGGAAAGUCUGUUUGGAUGUAAAGGUUGUCCAGAACUGUGCUGCUGUUGGUGGAGUAAGAACUGGCAUGUUUGUAUAGAGAGUAUCAGAGGUUAAAGGUUGCAGUAAGCAAGUCUGCUGAAAGAUAGUUGAUUGUUGAGCCUCAGCUUUGGAGUUAUUUUUGUCCACUUUAGUGUUUCUGAUCAUUUUUUUAAAUCCAAAAUCAUAUUAAAUUAUGCUGUCUGAGCGAAAGCAUCCCUUCAUAGAUGUGAAAAUGUGAAAGGUUAAAAGUGAAUUAUUGUUUAAAAAAUUGCUACAGAGACCAUCUGAUCUUAUUUUAAAUCAUAUCAUUUAUGUUAAUGAAGUCAAACUGUAUGAUUCGGGAAAUGAAAAAAUGAAAAAAAAUGGGUGAUAGACGUGCCGACUUCAGUACAGAUAUACUAUUCCUGUGCAAGCAACAUUCCUAAGGCUUCUGUCGUGUGACAUAAUCACAAAAUCACUGAUAAUUCUCCUGAGUCAGGUUUAUUUCUUCACCCCACGUGCCUCAGUUGCUCUUGUUUAUCAGUAGUUGCACACAAUUCCUGCAAAAUCGGCUCUAGGAGGCUGUGUGUGUGUGUGUGUGUGUGUGUUUGUGUGUUUGUGGGUGGUCAUGUGCAUGCGUGUGUUUGUACAAUUUGGUUCAGCUAUAAUUUUAAAUCCAGCUUUGACUGUUGAAAAAGCCCAUCUGGCCGUUAAAGCAUGGCCAUUGCACUUUUGGCCAGAAGUGAUUAUUACAAAAUGCACUCAACAAAAAUCUACACGCAGCACUUUUUGUUUUUGCAAAAACACAAGUGUUGUGGAUACAAUUUUUGUUAAGUGUAAUUUCCGGAAAAGCUUAACAGAUUUUUCUUUGAUAAAUGGCAAAAAAGAGGAAGAAAAAACCCCCAAAAAACAAUCAUCUCACCCUCCAUUUUCCACUGUGCAUCAGUGCAUUUGUAUGUGUGUUGUCUGUGUUGUCCAGUUUAAAGAAAAUUGGGGCAGUGCCCUCGUUUUUGUAGGAUGUGAUUCCAGUAUUUGCAGUAUGAUACAAACGAGGGUCAAAUUGUGGGCAUCUGCACGUUAUUCUUGGUCUUUUAACAAAUCUGCAGUGGCCUGUUUUGAGAAGCAAUUAUGUUGUCUGAGUAAGGUUAUGUCCUGGAAAAAGUGUUUUUGCAUCAGUCUGUUUUCCGUGAUUUACAGCAAAUUUAUCCAGACAACUCAGCAGGCCUUCUUUGUGAAACAGGAUUUAUUUAAGUAAGUAUGUAGGUAAUAAUUACCAGAAAGUAUAGACAAUCAGAACAGUAGUUAUUUUACUUCUUUCUGAUUGACACUGAAUUGCCGUUGAGAAGUAAAACUGAACCAGCAGGUCCUUCGUGCAGAUUACUCCAAAUGAUUCAAUUUGACCCCAGUUUGCCAUGUUGCAGACUUUAUCAUUUACUUUAUUAAAGACUUAAUGUUGAAUAUUAGGAAGGAGAUUAUUGUGAUAUGGUAUUGGGCUACUGGUGGUGGUGAGGACACUAAUAGUUGAAGUUAUUAUAAUGAUAACUAUGACACUUUUAAAUGAUUAUAACGAUGAUUGUGUCUUGAUGAUGGCAGCUGUGCACCCAUCAUUGUGUUAGAGCGCUCUAGUGUGCUUUUGCUGCUGGAGGUUUGUGGGAAAUGUUUUAAUGUACAAUAAAUUACUGCUAAAAUCA
This is a messenger RNA of Scatophagus argus, 4244 nucleotides long. RefSeq names its product tripartite motif containing 62, tandem duplicate 1 (gene trim62.1). The record is from RefSeq and is a predicted model, not a curated record. The transcript is spliced from 6 exons. Gene Ontology annotation, biological process: innate immune response; positive regulation of canonical NF-kappaB signal transduction. NCBI's taxonomy places the organism in Eukaryota, Metazoa, Chordata, Actinopteri, Scatophagidae. The coding region runs from base 333 to 1760 and encodes 475 amino acids. Gene Ontology annotation, molecular function: zinc ion binding; protein binding.